AUGCAUGACAAGGUUCAAGAUAAAUAUCGAAUUGCAAAAAUAAGCAUUUGGCCAUGUCUUCUUAUUGUGGAGUCUGCAACUUGCAAGCAGAAAGGAAGGCUCAUUUCCGCAAUGAAAUCAGGAUAUAUAUUGGCCCAUGUUUUACUAGUGCUGGGCUUUAGACUGAUGAGGUCCGAAGAGUUGGCCCACAUUCAGGUUCUCAAACAUACGUCUCAUCAAUCAAAGACAAAGCCAUUAUCUGUUUGUGAGUGCGUCAAAGAGGCGGUGCGAUCACACAAGGUAGAAACCGACCAUAAUUUCUCAAUCAGCCUCUCAUGGACUUCAAGCCUAUCGAAUAAUACCCCUGAUCUCGCUGACGUCACCGCAAAUCGCACUUGA
This is a messenger RNA of Dovyalis caffra, 378 nucleotides long. The record is from the annotation of a GenBank genome assembly. NCBI's taxonomy places the organism in Eukaryota, Viridiplantae, Streptophyta, Magnoliopsida, Malpighiales, Salicaceae.